UGUUCUGAGACUGGACUGCGGAACAUCACUGAGCCUGGCUGUGAUAUCCAGACAGGACAGUGCGCGUGUAAACCAAACAUUAUGGGACGGCGAUGUGAGAAAUGCGCUCCUGGGUUUUACGGUUACCCCAACUGCAAACUGUGUGACUGCAACCGAGCCGGUACUGAAGCCGCCAUAUGUGACUCUCUCACCGGGCACUGCUUGUGCAAGGAAAACGUGGACGGUCCAACUUGUGACCGCUGUCGUCUGGGAACUUUCUAUCUUGAUGCCCAUAAUCCGAAGGGUUGCACUCGCUGCUUCUGUUUUGGAGCCACAGAUCGGUGCCACACCUCAUCCAAGUAUCGCUCUCAGUUUAGUGACAUGCGAGGAUGGGUUCUGGUUGGAGGAGAUCGACAGGAAGUGGAAAUCUUGGAGAGGCCUGGUGAGGGCCUUGUUGAGGCAGAUCUGAGAGAUGUUCCUGAUGUCUACCAGGAGUUCUAUUGGCACGCUCCACAAAGCUACCUUGGAGACCGGGUCUCUUCUUAUGGUGGAUUCCUGAGUUAUGAGCUUAAUUCUGAAGCUCUCAGAGGAGAUUACCCCUACAAUCCAGUGGAGCGAAGGCCGGAUGUC
Staurois parvus is the source of this 609-nucleotide messenger RNA. The record is from the annotation of a GenBank genome assembly. NCBI's taxonomy places the organism in Eukaryota, Metazoa, Chordata, Amphibia, Anura, Ranidae.